Prorocentrum cordatum is the source of this 1290-nucleotide messenger RNA. The record is from the annotation of a GenBank genome assembly. Lineage: Eukaryota; Dinophyceae; Prorocentrales; Prorocentraceae.
AUGCCAACUCAUAGGGAUAGGGAUAUAUUUCAGACUGGUAAGGCACAGCCGCCCGUCUCCUCGUCCCACCCCUUGCGCGCGCCGCCGAAUAUCGUCGUCAUGGCUGGGGCUGGCCUGAGCGUCAGCGCCGGGAUUCCAGACUUCCGGUCUCCGGGGACCGGGCUGUACGACAAUCUGCACAGGUACGGCCUGCCCCACCCGGAGGCGAUCUUCGAGCUCAGCUUCUUCCGAGACAACCCCGCGCCCUUCUAUCCACGCGGUGCGGCGGAUAUGCUCUGCAAGGAGCUCUGGCCUGGGCAGUACCGCCCCACGCCCGCACACUAUUUCCUGGCACUGCUGGAGCAGAAGGGCUUGCUGCAACGCUGCUACACUCAGAACAUCGACUCCCUUGAGACCACGGCCGGCCUUUCCCGAGAGAGACUGGUCGCCGCGCACGGGAAUUUUGACACCGCCUCCUGCAUCGACACGGGGCGGAAGGUGCCCCCGGACGAGGUCAGGCAGGCCGUGAUGGGCGGGGCGGAGGCGUGCGAGGAGAUGGCGCAGCGGCACGGCGGCCUCGUCAAGCCGGACAUCGUUUUCUUCGGCGAGAGUUUGCCGGAGAGGUUCUUCCGGCUGCAGCGCGAGGACUUCGCGCUCUGCGACCUGCUGCUGAUCUUCGGCACCAGCCUCCAGGUCCACCCCUUCGCGGGCCUCGCCCGCGAGCCACGGCCGGGCGUGCCGAGGGUGCUGGUGAACAGGGAGCGCGUGGGCGAAGACGAGGAUGGGCUCGGCGAGCUCCAGGCGAUGCUCGGGAUUGGACGAGCAUCAGGCCUCCAGUUCGACCACGCCGGCUCCCAGGACGUGUUCGUCCAGGGCGAGUGCGACGAUGCCGUGGAGGAGCUCGUGCGGCUGCUCGGCUGGCAGAGUGAGUUCCUGGAGCUCUUGGAGUCUUCCGCGGAUUCCGCCUGGGCGCUGCAGCCCCGCGCUGCCGCCUUCAGCGUCAUCCACGACGCCCUCGCCAUGUCUCCGUGGGAGCAGCGUGUCUGGCAGAACGCCCCAGCGGCCGGGGGCGGCCGCAGGAACGUGAAGCGCGUGCUCCACGCCGCGACCUCCGAGGUCUUCGCCAUGAAGAUCAUCGCGUCGUCGCAGGUCCGCGAGCGGGACGCGAGCUCGUACCUGAACAGGGAGGUGUCGGUGCAGCUCAAGGCGCGACACCCGAACAUCCUGAGGCUGCUCAGCUACUUCGAGGACCUCCGCCGCCGCGCUUGCGGGGACAUGGGAGCGUCUGCGCUGUACGUGUGCAGCGAGUGA